Messenger RNA from Penicillium brevicompactum, 4857 nucleotides. RefSeq lists its product as uncharacterized. NCBI's taxonomy places the organism in Eukaryota, Fungi, Ascomycota, Eurotiomycetes, Eurotiales, Aspergillaceae. Gene Ontology annotation, molecular function: protein binding. Bases 1 to 4857 code for a protein of 1618 amino acids. The record is from RefSeq and is a predicted model, not a curated record. The transcript is spliced from 4 exons.
AUGGCAUACACGACAUCAUAUGACGGUUCAAACUCUGGAUUCCAAAUUGGACAGAACCUUGGUCAUAUCACUAAUCAGUUCCUACAAUCGGAAGCAUUGAAUCAAGCGUGUCUGCGGGAUCUGCGGACGACUAGUCCUCACCAUGACAAAGACCGUAUUCAGAACACCAACGGAGGACUGCUUAAGCAUUCAUACUGCUGGAUUCUAGACAACGAGGAGUUUCAACAAUGGCGAGACAACCGGAACAACUGCCUCCUCUGGAUCAGAGGUGAUCCGGGCAAAGGAAAGACAAUGCUGCUGUGCGCUACCGACGUACGGAUCAAUAAUGCCACAGCUGUUCUCCGUGGCUUGAUAUACUCGCUUGUAGAGAAGCAGGCGUCUCUUCUCUCCCAUGUGAAAGGUCAGUAUGACCACGCGGGAAAAGCAUUGUUCGAGGAUAUAAACGCAUGGAAUGCUCUCUCGAAGAUUUUCACGGAAAUUAUAAAAGACCCGGUCCUCCAAAGCACCUAUUUGAUUAUCGAUGCGCUGGAUGAAUGCACGUCGGGCCUACCUUCCCUUCUCGGCUUGAUUUCUCAGAUAUCAUCUGCUUACCCACAGGUAAAGUGGAUUGUCUCAAGCCGCAACUGGCCGGAUAUCGAAGAGCGUCUUGAUACUACCCAGACUGCUCCGAUCUCAUUGGAGCUAAAUGAGGAGUCUGUGUCUGAAGCUGUGAACAGAUUUAUUCAACACAAGGUUCACUACCUAGCGAAAGCUAAGAAGUAUAGCGAUGGAACUCGUGAUACGAUCUACCGUUACUUGUCAUCUAAUUCACAAGGCACUUUCCUUUGGGUAGCGUUAGUCUGUCAAGAACUUGAUAGAACACCCCGGAGGCACGCUCUUAAGAAGCUGGAGAUGUUUCCCUCUGGACUGGAUGCGUUGUACAGUCGGAUGUUCGAUCAGGUUCGCAACUCGGAAGAUGCCGAGGCCUGCAAACAAAUACUGGCUGUCAUGUCUAUAGUGUAUCGGCCUAUCGCGUUUGGCGAGCUAGCCUCUCUUGUUGACCUAUCUGAUGACCUCUCUGACGACUCUGAAGUCCUAUCAGAGGUUAUCGCGGCUUGUGGCUCGUUUCUGACUGUGCGCGAAGACACUAUCAUUUUCGUCCAUCAGUCUGCAAAAGAAUUUCUGCUUAAAGAGACGCCAAACGGGGUUUCUUCUGGAGAUAUAGAAGCUGAACACCGCAGACUUUUCUCUCGCUGUCUACAAGCCAUGUUCAAGACACUUCGGCACGACAUCUUUCAGCUUAAGAACCCUGGAUUUUCGAUCGAAAAAGUCGUACCACCUAAUCCAAAUCCAUUAGCAGCUGCACAAUAUGCAUGUGUCUAUUGGGUUGACCAUCUGCACCAUAGCGGAUGCCAGUCAAAAUACGAUGACGGCGUUGAUGACAGAGGGCGUGUGGAUGGCUUUCUGCAAAAGAAAUACCUUCACUGGCUUGAAGCACUGAGCAUUCUAGGAAGCCUAUCACAAGGCAUAGCAGCUAUGCUAAAGCUAGAAAGCUUACUUCAAGAAAAAGGAGAACCACCAGCCCUUUUAAAUCGAGUUCUUGACGCCUCACGAUUUAUUCGAUAUCACAGGCUAGCAAUUGAACGUAGUCCUCUUCAAGUAUACAGUUCGACCCUGAUAUUUAGCCCUAUGUUAAGUCUGACCAGAAUAUGCUAUCAAGAGGAGAGACCGGAUUGGGUAUUGAACGAGCCAUCGGUGGACAAAGAUUGGAGUUCAUGUCUUCAUACCCUGGAGGGACAUAGCGGUCCGGUCAUCUUGACUGCCUGGUCGCAAGAUGGCAACCGACUCGCGUCAGGGUCUUAUGAUAACACGGUCAGGCUCUGGGAUCCGGCCACUGGCCAGUGCGUGUCAAUCCUCGAGGGACAUAGCGGUACGGUUGACUCGGUUGCUUGGUCUCAGGAUGGGAGCCGACUCGCAUCAGGGUCUUAUGAUAACACAGUCAGGAUCUGGGAAUCGGCUACUGGCCAGUGCGUGUCAAUCCUCGAGGGACAUAGCGGUACGGUUAACUCGGUUGCUUGGUCGCAAGAUGGAAGCCGACUUGCAUCAGGGUCUUAUGACAACACGGUUAGGAUCUGGGAUCCAGCCACUAGCCAAUGCGCGUUAACCCUCGAGGGGCACAGCAAUUGGGUUCCCUCGAUUGCCUGGUCGCAAGAUGGAAGCCGACUCGCGUCAGGGUCUUAUGACAACACGGUUAGGAUCUGGGAUCCGGUCACUGGCCAGUGCAUAUCAACGCUCGAGGGGCAUAGCGAUUGGGUCCCCUCGAUUGCCUGGUCGCAAGAUGGAAGCCGAGUCGCAUCUGCGUCACGUGAUAACACUGUCAGGAUCUGGGAUGCAGCCCUUGGCCAGUGUAUAUUAGCUCUCAAGGGACAUAGCGGUCCAGUCGUCUCGAUUGCCUGGUCGCAAGAUGGAAGCCGGCUCGCCUCAACAUCAUUUGAUAAGACUGUUAAGAUCUGGGAUCCGGAUACUUGCCAUUGCGCGUUAACCCUCAAGGGGCAUAGCGAUACCGUUGUCUCGGUUGUCUGGUCUCAGGAUGGAAGCCGACUCGCAUCAGCAUCAGCUAACACUGUCAGGAUCUGGGAUCCAGCUACUGGCCAGUGCACGUCAACCCUCGAGGGGCAUAACGAUUUUGUCAUGUCGAUUGCUUGGUCGCAAGAUGAAAGCCGACUCGCAUCAGCUUCAUUUGAUAGGACUAUUAGGAUCUGGGAUACGGACACUGGCCAUUACGCGACCAAUCUCGAGGGACAGUCGGUUGUCUCGAUUACCUGGUCGCAAGAUGGAAGUCGACUGGCGUCGGCGUCACGUGACCAUUCGGUUAGGAUCUGGGAUCCGGCCACUGGUAAAUGCGCGUUGAUCCUUGAGGGGCAUAGCGGUCCGGUCAAAUCAAUUGCCUGGUCGCAAGAUGGAAAUCGACUCGCGUCGGCAUCACGUGAUAACACGGUCAGGAUCUGGGAUCCGACUACUGGCCAACCCGUGUCAACCCUGGACCGGCGUAGCGGUUGGGUCCCUUCGAUUGCCUGGUCGCAUGAUGGCAACCGACUCGCAUCAGUAUCCUCCGAUUAUACCGUUAGGAUCCGGGAUACGGCCACUGGCCAGUUCACGAUAUUCCUCAAUGGGCAUAGUGGUCCAGUCAUCUCGAUUGCCUGGUCGCAAGAUGGAAGCCGACUCGCAUCAACGUCAUUUGAUAAGACCGUUAGGAUCUGGGAUCCGGAUACUUGCCAUUGCGUGUCAACCCUCGAGGGGCAUAGCAAUACCGUUGUCUCGGUUGCUUGGUCUCGAGAUGGCAACCAACUCGCGUCGGCGUCACGUGAUCAUACGGUUAGGAUCUGGGAUCCAGCCACUGGUAAAUGCGCGUUGACCCUCGAAGGGCAUGGCGGACCCGUCGAAGCGAUUGCCUGGUCGCAAAUUGGCUACCUUCUAGCCUCGGCGUCCACUGAUAAUACGGUCAGGAUCUGGGACUCGGUCACUGGUCAAUGCUCGUUGAUCCUCGAGGGGCAUGGUGGUCCUGUCGAAGCGAUUGCCUGGUCGCAAGAUGGAAGCCAACUCGCGUCAGGGUCUUUUGAUAGCACGGUUAGGAUCUGGGAUCCGGCUACUGGCCAGUGCGUAUCAACGCUCGAAGGGCAUCGCGAUUGCAUCCCCUCGGUUGCUUGGUCGCAAGAUGGAAGCCGACUCGCGUCAGGGUCUUAUGAUAACACGGUUAGGAUCUGGGAUCCGGCUACUGGCCAGUGUGUGUCAACACUCGAAGGGCAUCGCGAUUGUAUCUCCUCGGUUGCUUGGUCGCAAGAUGGAAGCCGACUCGCGUCAGGGUCUUAUGAUAACAUGGUUAGGAUCUGGGAUCCGGCUACUGGCCAGUGCGUGUCAACGCUCGAAGGGCAUAACAAUUGGGUCCCCUCGAUUGCUUGGUCGCAAGAUGGAAGCCGACUGGCAUCAGGGUCAUAUGACAACACAAUUAGGAUUUGGGAUCUGGCCACUGGCCAAUGUGCGUCAAUCCUAGACGGGCUUAGCAAUUGGGCCCCCUCGAUUACCUGGUCGCAAGAUGGAAGACAACUCGCAUCAGGGUCUUAUGACAACACGGUUAGGGUCUGGGAUCCAGCCACUGGCCAGUGCGCGCUAACCCUCGAGGGGCAUAGCAAUUGGGUCUCCUCGAUUGCCUGGUCGCAAGAUGGAAGCCGACUCGCGUCAGGGUCUUUUGAUAGCACGGUUAGGAUCUGGGAUCCGGCCACUGGCCAGUGCGUAUCAAUCCUCGAGGGGCAUGGCGAGGAGGUUGUUCCGGUUGCCUGGUCUCAGGAUGGCAACCGAGUUGCGUCGGCGUCACGUGACAACACAGUUAGGGUCUGGGAUCCAGCCACUGGCCAGUGCGUGUUAAUCCUCGAGGGACAUAGCGGUACGGUUGACUCGGUUGCUUGGUCUCAGGAUGGGAGCCGACUCGCAUCAGGGUCUUAUGAUAAUACAGUCAGGAUCUGGGAUUCGGCCACCGGCCACUGCCUAUCAACAAUCCUUGUCAACUCCCCCGAUUUCGUUCAAUUUGAUAAAGUCAUGUUCAAUCAUCUACACACUUCAACUGGUACAUUUGAUAUAGGAUGCAGUGCUGCCGCUACGCUCGCCCCGAAGUUUUCGACUUCAGAACAAUAUGGGUAUGGCUUGAAUGAUGACUAUUCCUGGAUAACUUAUAAUGGAGUCAACCUCCUUUGGUUACCUGCCGAAUAUCGACCAGCUAGUUCAUUUCACUUUGCUAUGUCUGGAUCUAAUUUGGCUAUCGCCUGUUCGUCAGGUGUUAUAUUUCUCGUGCUUGCAGAGCAGUGUCCCAUAUCUGGCCUGUGA